Messenger RNA from Arabidopsis arenosa, 474 nucleotides. The record is from the annotation of a GenBank genome assembly. Lineage: Eukaryota; Viridiplantae; Streptophyta; Magnoliopsida; Brassicales; Brassicaceae.
AAAAUUGUAACCAUUUGGCAAGUUACGAUUCAUACGACUCACCAUAUCCACUCUACGCCAUGGCUUUCUCUUCUCUCUGCACCAACACUUCCGAUCACAGAAUCGCCGUCGGAAGUUUCCUCAAAGAUUACAACAACCGCGUCGACAUUAUCUCUUUCGAUUCCGAUUCCAUGACUCUUAUUACGCCUUUUGUGGAGUUGGAUAUCAAGUACUUUGAUCUUGAUGCUACGGAUGACAAAGUUACUAUUGAAAGUGCUGAAGCUACUAAGAAGUACAAUGUGGCGUUCAAGUGUGCCACCAUCACUCCAGAAAACGGAAGCUACACAGAGAUGGAACAUAAUCACUUGAGAUGAUUGUAGUUUAGAAAUUAUAUUCGUGUAAUAUUGAUUAUAUGGGCCUUAAAUGGAUAAGAUCAUACAUAUACAAUAACUUUGGUGUAGAAUGGAUAUGGUUCAGUAAAAAGGUUUCCGUAUG